Messenger RNA from Pyricularia oryzae 70-15, 1395 nucleotides. RefSeq lists its product as uncharacterized. NCBI's taxonomy places the organism in Eukaryota, Fungi, Ascomycota, Sordariomycetes, Magnaporthales, Pyriculariaceae. The transcript has a single exon. The coding region runs from base 1 to 1395 and encodes 464 amino acids. The record is from RefSeq and is a predicted model, not a curated record.
AUGCGCGGGCUAAACCUAGUCUCGCUGCUGCUGGUUGCAGUCUCGGGCACCAAUGUCCUGGCUCAAUCCAGCAGCGUCGCCGACACCCUGGACGACGCCGGACUUGAUAUUCAUAAAAGAUCGCUACUCCAGCCCCGCAAGGAUGACGGCAUCGAUUUCGGCAACCUCGAUUCCGGGGGUUCCAGUAGCCCCAGUGGCGGCGGCGGCGGGUGCUGUGACGACAAUACCCAGUCCACAGACACGGGAACGGGAGGAACGACGGUGGUGAACCAGUACAGCUACUACGACUUUAGCGACAACAGGCGCUACGGCAGAGAACAGUGUGACUACAGAUAUGGUUACAGUAGUUACGGUGGUUACGGUGGUAGUGGGUACACAACUUCAAGAUACGGGGGAAUGCGCGAUAGACCAUCCCGAUACCGCCCCGGCUACGACCAUGAGGACCACGAUGAUUACUACCGCGGCCCUGCUCGUAAUAAUCAGCAGCAAUUCAGUGCGCCUCCUCCCCAGUAUCAUCCUGGACAGCAGCAGCAAGCCGGCGCACCGCCUCACGGGAGCAACGCCCUCGUUCCGGCGGAGCCCCAGCAGCCCUUUGACAAAGCCACUGGCGAGAAGCCACUCACCGAGCAGGAGCGCGCCGAGCUGGACAAACAGCUUGGUUCAGCAUGCGGACAAUUUAUGCAAGUAGCCGGCCAAUACUGCGCGACGCAAGUCGGCGGAGCGGCUAAAACGUGCAGCAAAUGGGUCAGCGAACAGACCCAAGCGUGCUCGGUCUACGUCAGCGAAAAGGGCAAAGCGUGCGCAAACAAGGUCAAGGGGGGACUGGAAGCAGUGAGCCAAACCUGCAGCCAGGUGAACCUUGCAAUUGUCGGGUUUUGCAAGCCUCCGGUAGACUGGACCAUCGAAAAGGCCAAAGCCUGCUCGGAAAAGGUCGGUUUCGGAUUGACCGCGUGCCACAAUGCCAAAGUCAUCGCCUAUGAAUGGGCCCAAUAUCGCCAACGCGGACGCUGGAGAAACUUCAAGAACGGAUGCAAGGCCAAGUGCAGAGCAGUCAACAACGGAUGCAAGGCCGCGGGCAAGGCAAUCGGCAACAGCUGGCAAAAGGCAGUCGGUACCUUGAAGACCGGCAACGUGUUUCUCCAAGCACAGGCCGACUAUUACAAGCAACUCUUCAACCAAAAGCUCAGAACCGUGACGGACAGCAUGAAGGCAAAGAUGCUGGCCGCCACUCAGACGGGGGCUCCAGUCGAACCACUGGACGGCAUCGUCAAUGGUCUGAUCCCCGAGGCCGGUUCUGCGCCUGGGCAGCACCCUCAUGGAGAGGCCAUCGGAUACCCUGUUCACGCCUCUGCGCCUCCGAACCACCCUCAGGGCCAGCCGCCCAAACAUUCUUAG